Myzus persicae (green peach aphid) is the source of this 1359-nucleotide messenger RNA. Its product is annotated as neuroglobin-1-like. Bases 284 to 931 code for a protein of 215 amino acids. The record is from RefSeq and is a predicted model, not a curated record. Gene Ontology annotation, molecular function: oxygen binding; heme binding. The transcript is spliced from 5 exons. Lineage: Eukaryota; Metazoa; Arthropoda; Insecta; Hemiptera; Aphididae.
CGCGGCGGCCAGUCGUACCGCCGAGUCCACAGCCGACGCAACUUUCAUUCCGCGUCCGUCGAUCUACCGCGAAAUCGUAGUUAUCGCCAACGUCUCUGCAGUUGUAAUUUUCAUUCCCCCCUCCCCGCCAAGAAAAUCAAAUAUUCCUUCGACACUGUCGACUUUUUGGAUUGCGAAGAAUCUGACAUGAUGUCCACGAACAACUGUUAGUUAUAGUGAUCAUCCUUGGGCCUAUAUAAUUGUUUCCCGUGUAUCCGUGUACAUUAUACCUACUGCCAAUUCAAUGGGAAACGCGGGAACGACAAGAAGAGGAUCGAUAUUCUCCAAGCAGGACUCUACGGGUGAAGAUGGCUCAACACGACACAACAAGCGGCUUUCGAGCAGGCAAAAUACUUUUCUGGAAGAAGAAGAGUUUCCGCCAGAACCACCGGCAAUACCUCCACCGGAACCACUGACUAUGCGGCAGAAAGAGUUGCUCACUGAAAUGUGGAAAUUGUUAGAAGAGGACAUCGCAAAAGUCGGCGUCAUCACAUUCGUAAGCCUCUUCGAGACACAUCCAGACGUUCAACAAUCUUUUAUGCCAUUUAGAGGAGUUGAUAUAGAGGACCUGAAACACAGCAGACAGCUAAGAGAUCAUGCGUUAAGAGUUAUGGCAUUCGUACAAAAAGCUGUUGCACGUCUAUAUGAACCCGAUAAACUGGAAACUCUAUUAAGAGACUUGGGCAAGAAACACUAUCAUUAUGGCGCCAAACAGAAAUACGUAGACUUGAUCGGACCUCAAUUCAUUAUGGCCAUACAGCCGUCGCUAGUCGACCGAUGGACUGAAGAGAUGCACUCGGCGUGGACAGCAUUGUUUUUGAACAUGGCGUACAUUAUGAAAGGUUCGAUGGCUGCUGAAGAAAGGUUCAGAGUAAAGAAAACUGCCACUUAAACGACCAGUCCCCAUUUGUACACACCAAUGAUUAUUAUUAUUUUUAUUUUGUGAAUCAAUGUUUUUGUUCUACUUUUAUUUUAUAACGAUACAACGAUUAUCUAUUCAAUACAGUUGAACUUAGACAAGAUUAUUAUUAUUACUAUUAUUAUUCGCAACGUAAGUUUCGUUAGACAUUUAUAUUACAUUACAUUAUUAUAGAAAUCGCACGAUAUUUUCUUUAUUACCUACAGAGAAUAUCCUACGUAACAUCGGUAUUGUUUGUACAGCAAAUAAUAGUUAAAUUAAAAUAAACAUAAUAGUUAUGAUAAUAAUAUUGUAAUGAUGUAGGUAUUAUUGCAUUAAUGUGAACGGUUAUGACCAUGUUAUUAUACUGCUUGGAAUUAAAAUAAAAACAACAUGAUAUGAAUGGCGUUUAACUACUGAAA